GAGUGCCCUGUUCAUUUCGCUGUCACCUUCCAUCCCUUGUUCCAGGCAGCAGGAUUGCCGGGAUAAUUGCUAAACUAGGCAAUUAGCUGCCAAGUCAGCACGAUCCUCCCUCAUCUUAAAGCAAACAAACAAACAUUUACUGCAUGGAUUACUCUGCACAGAGAUUAGCACAUGGCACCAGAAGGGAACAAGGCAGUAUGUUUCUAAUUCCAGAUAGGGCGCAGCCUGAAUGUGAACACCUGAUGAAAAGAAUUCCAAGUAUGAAAAAAAGAAAGGACUGGUCAUGUUCUCUCAUCGUGGCAGCUCUUGUUGGGGCCUUUGGCUCUUCCUUUCUCUAUGGUUACAAUCUUUCCGUGGUCAAUGCUCCUUCCCAGUAUAUCAAGACUUUCUACAAUGAUACUUGGGAAAAAAGACAAGGUCAUUCAAUAGAUGAAAAUACUCUAAUGCUGCUAUGGUCUGUGACUGUGUCGAUUUUUGCUAUCGGUGGCCUCGUGGGCACAAUAGCGGUGACUUUCAUUGGAAAGGUUCUUGGAAGGAAAUAUAUGUUAUUAGUCAACAACGCAUUUGCCAUUUUAGCCGCAUUGCUCAUGGCUUGCUCACAGGAAGCUGGAUCCUUUGAAAUGCUAAUCCUGGGUCGGUUCAUCAUGGGCAUUGAUGGAGGCAUUGCUCUCAGUGUCCUCCCCAUGUACCUGAAUGAAAUCUCACCCAAAGAGACCCGUGGAUCUUUGGGACAGGUUACUGCCAUCUUCAUUUGCAUUGGAGUAUUUGCUGGUCAGGUCUUGGGCCUGCCUGAAAUACUGGGUCGGGCUUCACUGUGGCCUUACUUGUUUGGCGUGAUCAUCAUUCCUGCCUUGGUCCAACUUGUGAUUCUCCCUUUUCUGCCAGAGAGUCCACGGUAUCUGUUAUUUGAAAAGCAUGAUCAGAAUGGAGCAAAAAAAGCAUUUCAGACUUUCCUUGGGAAAAUGGAUGUCUCUGAAGAAAUUGAAGAGGCCCUUGCAGAAAGUCGUGUUCAGAGAAAUAUUCACUUAGUCUCAGUCUGGGAACUUCUGACAAGGCGUUCUGCACGCUGGCAGAUAAUUACAGUGAUUAUCACCAUGGCCUGCUACCAGCUCUGUGGGCUUAACGCGAUUUGGUUCUACACAAACAAUAUCUUUUCUACUGCUGGGAUAUCUACAGAGAGGAUUCCGUAUAUAACCCUGAGUACUGGUGGCAUUGAGAUUUUGGCUUCCGUAUUUUCGGGCUUGGUCAUUGAACGUCUGGGGCGCAGACCUCUUCUCAUCGGUGGCUUUGGGCUCAUGGCCCUCUUCUUUGGAAUCCUCACUGUGACUCUGACACUACAGGACAAGGCUUCUUGGAUCCCCUACCUGAGCAUUGUCUGUAUCCUGGGUAUAAUUGCCUCGUUCUGCAGUGGGCCAGGUGGAAUCCCGUUCAUCUUGACCGGAGAGUUUUUCCAACAGUCUCAGCGGCCAGCUGCCUUCAUGAUUGCAGGGACGGUCAACUGGCUCUCCAAUUUUGCAGUGGGGCUCCUUUUCCCAUACAUUGUGGAAGGUUUGAAAACAUACUGCUUCCUGGUCUUUGCCGUAAUCUGCAUAUCAGGAGCAACUUACUUCUAUUUUGUCCUUCCUGAGACCAAAAACAAGACUUAUGCAGAAAUUAGCCAGGCGUUUGCCAAAAGGAACAAGGAAAACCUCCCAGAGGAGAAAAUCGAGCAAGCUGGAGCCAAUGGACAAGCCAAUGGGAAGUCUGAGCUAGAGUCUUCUUCCACACUUGACAACCGCGUCCAGAACAAGAUCAUUUAACUUGAACAGUCUCUCCAUUUGGGGGAGGGGAGAGGUCUAGAAGGGAGAUGCUUUCCUAAGUUCAAAAAGUCCUCCUGAAGCACUCAAAUUAGCCAAGCUUCUCUGCUCAUGGAGAUUUUAAAAUAUUCACCUGGAGAGAGAGAAUGACCAUAACCUCAUCAACUUAACUAUGGCUGCUAAUUCUUGAACUUCUGGAGUCUAGAAAGUGAAACAAGUCCUCCCAUCUCUCCACCCAUAUUCCAACCUACCCCCAACAGUCCAUUCCUUUGGUAUUUUUUUCUCAUCCCAUGUUGCCACAGAUAGAGCUUUCUUGAAUCAUUCUGGGAAAAUUACUUGUUUCAAAGCAAAUUAAGGAAAUGCAUAAGAUGAACACUAAAAGUAAUAAUAAGUCAUCUCCUGGGUACUCAGUUCCUGAAGAAAGUCCCUUUCACAUGGAAUGAGGAUAAAAUUGGGGUCUACAGAGGACAUUUUCUCACUAGCUAAUAGCAGCUUCAGAAAACUUGCUCUGUGAUCAGCCUGUUCCUGGAACGGGUGAUGCUCCCUCCAGUCGCAUCAGAGAGCGGUGUUUUUAUUCCCGGGCUUGUCCAAACAGAGAUGCCCACACCAAGUGGCAAAUUGGACCAUGAGGAAAGUGAAGAUCACAUUAUAUCUUGUAACAGAAGUUAAAUUAAGUGUGGAUGGAAGAACCAUGAUUCCAUGUUCCAUUAACUGUAUCACAGAAACACAGUGAUCCCCUACAGAGGCCCCAGAGCAGACAAUCAAAGGAGUCAGCUCUCCCGGUGGCUGUGGUUCGAUCAGACCCAGACAGGGUUGAUUCUUAAAUUGAGCUGGCCACCUUCCCACGGAGAUCUCAGAAAUGAAGAUACACUUGCAUUACAACCUUUCCCAAAUAAUUUACUAGAGACAAAAAACAAUACUUAAAAACUCAACUGUACUAAUGCAGAUAUUUGUAAGUUGUCUCUGUGAAUAUAUGUGUGCAUAUAUGAAUAUUUUAGAAUAAAAGAUGAGAAGUAUGUGUGUGAA
This is a messenger RNA of Trichosurus vulpecula (common brushtail), 2822 nucleotides long. RefSeq names its product solute carrier family 2 member 9 (gene SLC2A9). Gene Ontology annotation, molecular function: hexose transmembrane transporter activity. The record is from RefSeq and is a predicted model, not a curated record. Bases 144 to 1799 code for a protein of 551 amino acids. The transcript is spliced from 12 exons. Gene Ontology annotation, cellular component: membrane. NCBI's taxonomy places the organism in Eukaryota, Metazoa, Chordata, Mammalia, Diprotodontia, Phalangeridae. Gene Ontology annotation, biological process: monosaccharide transmembrane transport.